AAGCAGUACAUGUACAUGCAUCAUUUCCAAGAAAACACCACAAUACUUCCUUCAUUAAAGUGUUUGUUUGUUUUUUGUUUUUUAACGCGGUUCAAAGGAAGCUACUCACUGUCCACUUCCUGUUCACACUGCGUGCUGUAACCAUGGCAACCCCCCAGUAGGACACCGCGGAGACACAAUGGCGUUGAAUGAAGCCGUCGUCUUCAGAGGGAGCGUGACGUCACCCAGAUUGGGCGUGGUCAGAGAGUCUAUGCUAACCAAUCCAUUGCUGAUCAAGGCACGUGUGGGUCAGAUCGGUUCCAGAGGUCUUUAUGUUCCUGGUCCAGAUUUCACUUGUGGAGCUGGCAGUACACAAGGAAAUGGGGGCGUGGCUGAAGUUCUGUCGGGGUGGAGGGUCCAGUCCCAACAACAAAGCUCCGCCCCCCGUCAACCGCGCACCCCAGAUUUUGUGGCCCUCAACCGGGAUGCGGUCCGAUGCGGGCUGGUGACGGCCAAACAACUGAAGGAGUACAGAGCGCAAAGGGCCAAGCAGGACCCUGACCCCAAAGUCCAGAGGGUGAGAACUUCCCAGCAUCCGGCUAUCCCCGACAUCACCUUUGGAAUCAACACCACCAGGUCGGCGUCUCCAUUCUUUGAUCUUUUGUCUCAUGAGUACGGUCGUCGUUGGCGGGAAGACAUCAUGAAACGGAGUCGUGACGGUGAACGAUUUAAGAGGGGGCAGUGUGGUUUCCCCAUUGAGACAAGGACUUCUUUAUUGAGGAGGAGCGCGCGUUUUCCCCACGCCAACACGCAGGUGCAAUGUGGUUCCUUUGAAGACUCGAGGACUACUUCAGUGCGAAGGAGCACACGUCUUCCUCAUAGCAACAAACAAAGUGUCUACACUCAGGUAACUCACACAAAAGACGAUAGCUUUGCCUUCUAUCACUGCUCUUUCUUUACCAAGAUGGUUCUGCCUCAACCGCCUUUCCACCUUGUGCUGCAGCUUCUCUCAAACAAAGUCCAUAGAUACUAGAACUCGCCGACUCGGGGCAAGACCUCACUACCAACCCCACGGCUACAAUCCACUCAUUCCCGGCUGAGAACCACAGCCUCAGCAAAUUCUUCCUCCACCCGUGUUUUCGCUUCGACCACCGCCAAAACCUGACGCUGCUUUGCCUGCUGAGAUCCAGCAGCUUCUUCAGCCUGGUGGCUUCCCUAACCUCUGGUGCCCUCCAUUGAGUUCGGGAUCCAAUGCCAUGCAGAAAAAGCUUUGCUGGAGGUGUGAGUUGAAGACUCAACAAACGGG
Molecule: messenger RNA, 1285 nt
Organism: Entelurus aequoreus (snake pipefish)
Lineage: Eukaryota; Metazoa; Chordata; Actinopteri; Syngnathiformes; Syngnathidae
Gene: cfap77
Product: cilia and flagella associated protein 77
Exons: 7
Coding region: 179-1012 (277 amino acids)
Source: RefSeq, a predicted model, not a curated record